AUGACCAAGUUUCUGUUGCCUCCAGAAGUAGAGGAGUAUAGGGCUGUCUUCGAACAGACACAGGUAGAGUCGAUUCGCCUGGAAGCUAAGAAAGGUCACACAGGACCCUAUGACAGUAAGUUUGGCGGAGAGCCCUACUUUCCAUUGGGUUUUCAAUAUCCAUUGGAUGAAGACGGAAGGCCAAUGAAGUUGCUUGCUCAAAUCAAUUUUGAAGAUAUGCCUACUUUGGAGAAUUAUCCGCAGUAUGGUAUUCUCCAGUUUUACCUUACUACCAAUAAUGAGACAUAUGGGCUCGACUAUGAGCCGCCACACCAACAAAGAUAUUUUCGUAUACUUUACUUCGAAGAAGUUUUGGGAGAUGAGGAGAAGAUAGUAUCAGACUUUUCCUUUCUUCCCGAAAAAAAACCGAAUGAUGAAGACUUUCCCAUCGAAUCUGAAGCAAAGGUCACGUUUGUGAAGCAGACUGAAAUCAUUUCACCAUUUGAUUACCGUUUUGACAAGACUGUUACCGUUCCUUCAACAGUUUGGAAUGUGGAUGUCCAAUGCAAAUAUGAGGAGAUGCAAGAUGCAUUUCACCACAAAAUCGGCGGCUAUGGUGCCUUUGUCCAACAAGACCCGAGAGAAGAAAGUCGCAUAGACUACUCACAUUAUACGCACCUGCUAUUUCAAAUCGCUUCAGAAGAUGAGAUCGAUUGUUGUUGGGGUGAUGGGGGAGUAGCGAAUUUUUUCAUUACGAGGGAAGAUCUAAAGAACAAAUGUUUUGACCACGUCCUAUACAAUUGGGAUUGCAGUUGA
This is a messenger RNA of Lachancea thermotolerans CBS 6340, 795 nucleotides long. Its product is annotated as YwqG family protein. The transcript has a single exon. The record is from RefSeq and is a predicted model, not a curated record. Lineage: Eukaryota; Fungi; Ascomycota; Saccharomycetes; Saccharomycetales; Saccharomycetaceae. Bases 1 to 795 code for a protein of 264 amino acids.